AUGCUCUUCAAUAACAAAGCGAGAUCUGGAGCCAUUUUCACCAUAUGGAUGGCCUGUAACAGAAGAUUACUCACCAAGGAAAGAAUGAUGAAAUUUGGCAUGACAUCAGAUGGUAUAUGCAUAUUUUGUAGCAUGCAGGAGAGUCUAGACCACCCAUUCUUUGAAUUUGAUUAUACAAAAGUCUUAUGGGAACAGGUGUUGGCUUGGCUAAGUGAUAACCAUAACUCGGGUGGUUGGACUAUCGAGCAAGGGUGA
This is a messenger RNA of Lathyrus sativus (Indian pea), 255 nucleotides long. The record is from the annotation of a GenBank genome assembly. Lineage: Eukaryota; Viridiplantae; Streptophyta; Magnoliopsida; Fabales; Fabaceae.